This is a messenger RNA of Aspergillus steynii IBT 23096, 1629 nucleotides long. RefSeq names its product MDR family MFS transporter. NCBI's taxonomy places the organism in Eukaryota, Fungi, Ascomycota, Eurotiomycetes, Eurotiales, Aspergillaceae. Gene Ontology annotation, molecular function: transmembrane transporter activity. The transcript is spliced from 5 exons. The record is from RefSeq and is a predicted model, not a curated record. Gene Ontology annotation, biological process: transmembrane transport. Bases 1 to 1629 code for a protein of 542 amino acids.
AUGGCUCAAUCGGAUACGGACCUUGCAUAUUCUGCAAAGGAAGAAAAGAGCGACUCUUCCAUCCGCGGAGAGAAUGCGUCAACAAGCCCCGAUGAUUCGGGAUCAGGCACGUCAGGAUGGAUUCUCUUGAUGACAGUGGUAGCUCUGGCUUUGAGCAUGUUUCUUGUGAGAAUUACAUCCCACCCCUUCUUUGUCUGCGUAUUGCUAAUGCUGUGGAAGGUCUCUCUUGAUAUGACGAUCGUUGCGACGGCUAUACCGAAGAUAACAGAUGAGUUUGGUGGAAUUGAAUUGGUGGGCUGGUAUGGGUCGGCGUUUUUCAUCACGCUGGGAAGUUUCCAGGCGUCGUGGGGAAAGACAUACAAGUAUUUCCCUCUGAAGCCGGCCUUUCUGGUGGCGAUUGUUCUCUUCGAGGUGGGCAGUUUGAUGUGUGGCGUGGCUCGGAACAAUACGACCUUGAUCGUUGGACGCGCUAUUACCGGCCUCGGAGGUGCUGGAAUCUCGUCGGGAGCGUUUACCAUCAUCGCUCUGUCGGCGCCUCCUAAGCAGAGACCAGCGUAUAUCGGCAUUUUGGGAGCGUCGUACGGAAUCGCCGCGGCGGUCGGUCCUCUCCUCGGAGGUGCCUUCACAAGCCACGUUUCCUGGCGAUGGUGCUUCUACAUUAAUCUCCCCAUUGGAGGUGUCGCGGGAGGAAUCAUCCUUCUGUUGUACCGCGCGCCUCCACCACUACCAUUCCUAGGCGAGCCACUGCGGGAGAAAUUGCUGCAGCUGGACUUUCCAGGAACGAUGCUCCUUGUCGGGGCUAUGGUUUGCUAUGUGUUGGCUCUAGAGUGGGGUGGAAUCUCGCGACCGUGGAGUGACUCAACCGUUAUAGGAACGCUGGUCGGCUUCGGUGUGCUGCUGCUCAGCUAUAUGCUGGUGCAAUGGUAUCAGAAAGAUCGGGCGGCGAUGAUCGGCCGCUUACUGCGUGAGAGAAACGUGUUUAUCGCGAUGAUCUAUAUCCACCUGCUAGCCGGUACCUUUUUCCUGCUGGUGUAUUACCUGCCCAUUUACUUUCAGGUCAUUUCUGGCGUGUCUGCGGCCGAUAGUGGAGUUCGCAAUCUUCCUUUGAUUCUUGCUCAGAGUGUCGCUACCGUCUCGUCUGGUCUUGUUCUGAGUCGCGUCGGAUACGCAGCCCCGUUUCUCCUUUCCGGAGCGGCGAUCACGGCGAUAGGCUCGGGACUCUUGUACACCCUCAAAGUUGGCUCAGGCUCCGGGGAAUGGAUUGGAUUCCAAAUCCUGACAGGUCUCGGUGUCGGAUGGUGCUUCCAGGUGCCAGUCGUCACCGCGCAAGCUGCAGUGUCGCCGGAGGAUCUGCCCUCGGUCACCUCGAUGGUCUUGACGGUUCAAACUAUCGGCGGCGCAAUCUUCGUUUCGGCUGGCCAAUCGGCCCUUUCAAAUGUCCUGCUACGCGUUUUGCCCCGUGAAUCCCCCGAUCUCGAUCCUUUGCAGGUCGUGACCACCGGCGCGACCGAGUUACGGGCAACCUUUCCUUCGGACCAGAUUCCGGGAAUCCUCACAGCAUAUAUGGAAGGAAUUAAGGCGGCCUUCAUCAUUGCGACGGUUGCAUCCAGUUUAGCGACCGUGUCUUAA